UCUUUCUCGACGACUUAUUUUGAUUCAAACACACCUUCGUACAGUGUUUCUUUCCUUCCAUCCUUGAAAUCGCAUCUUGACUUGCAAUCGCUACCGAGAGUGUCAGGUACAUCUAGUCUUCAACCAUGUCUUCCCUCGCCGCGGCCCUCGGUCUGAGCUCAAACGCCCUUUCGCCCACGCCAAACUAUGCACCCUACCAUGCAAUCUUCAACUUCUUGUCCGCCUACGUAUUCUUCUCAUCACGGUUCCUCAAGAACAGUUACGGCAUAGACCACAAUGUCAAUCCACGAGAGGACGUUGCUCGAUUCGGCGAACGAGCUGUGCAGGAAGGCAAAAUCACCAAGAAGCAGCUCAACUUGCUGAAACGCAACGAAGCUCUUCAUGCGAAUGCUGUCGAGCAUUUCCCAAUGUUCAUCGGAAGCGCACUGUUUGCGACUGUCGCCAACGUGCCCAACCAGACCGUCAAUCGAGCUUGUCUGAUUUACACGACAGCUAGGCUGGUGUAUGCUGGAGCUUAUUUGGCCAUCGACAAGGUCUCACUUUCGUCCAUCAGAAGUCUGGCAUGGUGGGCGGGCAAUAUCACUUGCAUGUACCUGCUCUGGCAGAGUGGCAAGGCUUUGAACUCUGCAUCGCUGUAAGCUGGCGUUGAGGGCCCGAUCGCCAGUAGUGAGCGGAGCACUGAAGAUUACGCUUCAACCAUCUGGAUUAUCAGCAUUCGUUGCUCAACCGCUUUAGCAGCAAGAUUCCAGACUACCUCAAGCGACCAUGGCUUUUUGAGGUGGCACAUCAAACCAUGCAUCUUGCAAUCUCAGCAGACGUUGGUCUCGAUAUAACCCGGGGCUCUGAAGCCAAGCUCCUCCUGUCACUUAUGCUUCAACGUCAAGUAUCCGAUCUGGCAGGCAGUAUGCGGCAUCG
Molecule: messenger RNA, 915 nt
Organism: Exophiala viscosa
Lineage: Eukaryota; Fungi; Ascomycota; Eurotiomycetes; Chaetothyriales; Herpotrichiellaceae
Exons: 1
Coding region: 126-638 (170 amino acids)
Cellular component (GO): membrane
Source: RefSeq, a predicted model, not a curated record